UUUAAUCCUUUGUAUUAGAUUGAACAAUAAUGAGAAAACUAAGCUGAACCUUAGAAAAAUAAAUAAUUAAACCGCAAAAGAACGUGUCAGAGAAUUCCUAUUUAUAAACAAAGGUCUUCGUUACAACGUAGCAUCAUAUUCGCCAAACAAUCUCUACACUCUCUGCAUCUGAUUCCAAAAUUGUGAAAAACCCAAAAGCUGAAUAAGCAAUGGCCGAUAAGCCAAGCCGAUCCCUGGUCUUAUUCGGUGAUGGGUUAGCUCGUUCCAUCGAUUCAUCGCACUCCCACUUUCACUCUCUCGCUUCUCUAUCUUCCUGCGGUUUUUUGAGUCUCCCAAAUUCUCCCCCAUCAGAAAGCGAGGAUGAGAGGACAGUUAGAGAAUUUGCAGUGCUGCUGGAUGCAUGCCACACUUAUUCAAAUAUGAAGGGGCAAAUCAGUGAUCGUGACAACCAAGAGGAUCCACCAAAACAAACCUUGCCUGAUAGGUUUAUCGGAAUGAAAGCUGCUAUUUUGACCAACAAUUCAAGCUUGAAGUCUUUUAGUGCCAAACUUGGAUUUAGUGUUCUUAAAUUGGAUGAGUUAGUGGGAGGAGGUUCUGCUGAGGUUGUGGCCCUUGAGCUGCUCAAGUUUCUUGGCUUUAAAGAAGGGAAGGUGCUGGACAGUGACCACUUUGAUCUUGUUUUCUUUCACAUUGGAGCUGGUGAACAAAAAGUGGUUGCUGCUGAUGUGGGGUAUAUGGAUGCCUUGGUUGGAGGGGUAAUGAGUCAAGCACAACCUGGAUCUGACAUCAGUUCACGUCUGCACUUAUCCGUUGUCAUGAGCUAUGGCAAUGUCUUAGAGGCUGAUGAUUCUAAGUUUUCUGUGUUAAAGAGGGUAGAUGAGAAGAACUCUCAUCUUUCAAUGCUUUAUCCUCUCCAAAGUUACACUAUGAAGGGAGGAAUUCCUCGAAAGGAUGUAAGACAUUAUUCUCCCAUGUUAAUUGCUCAAUGGCAAUCUGCGGUGACUCGCAAGGAUAAUGCAGAGAGAUUUUCUUUUGAAGAUUUUAUGGAGCAUGGUGGAAAUCUUACAAUACCAGCAGAUAGGUUCUUGCAUGAGAUAGCCUUUAAGCUUUGGAAAGCUCCCAAGUAUGGAGCCUGAUUUUUUUUUUUCCUUUUUCUUUUCAACUUUUUGUUGGCCUCUUGCCAUGGCAGCAGAGCUAUUUAAAAUUUCUGAUUAACAUGUUUUCUUCGGACUCUAAACUAAAGUAUAUACUCUGUUCCAUCAUGUAAUAAAUAAGAUUUUGAUGAUUGAAGGGUACACCUAUCUACUUAAA
Molecule: messenger RNA, 1311 nt
Organism: Glycine soja
Lineage: Eukaryota; Viridiplantae; Streptophyta; Magnoliopsida; Fabales; Fabaceae
Exons: 6
Coding region: 210-1136 (308 amino acids)
Source: RefSeq, a predicted model, not a curated record